Messenger RNA from Pisolithus orientalis, 324 nucleotides. RefSeq lists its product as uncharacterized. The transcript has 2 exons. The record is from RefSeq and is a predicted model, not a curated record. The annotation marks the transcript as partial. Gene Ontology annotation, molecular function: DNA binding. Gene Ontology annotation, biological process: DNA integration; DNA recombination. NCBI's taxonomy places the organism in Eukaryota, Fungi, Basidiomycota, Agaricomycetes, Boletales, Pisolithaceae.
CCAAUGGCUGACAAUGACUUCCUCUUUCCUGCCAUCAGUGCAAAUGGGGUGCUGCAGCCAGGUGAACCACUCUCCCAUGAUAUGGUUCAGAAGUGGAUUGAUGAGGGAGUGGCAGGUGCUGGGAUUCCUGGAACAUUCUCCACACAUUGCUACCAUCAGGGAGGAGUGCAGUACAGGUUCAUGUAUGCCCCAGUGGGGCAGCGAUGGACCCUCAUGCAUGUCCAAUGGUGGGGGGGGUGGGCUGAAGGUGAACAUCAUGAUAUGCUGAUGUGUUACCUGCUUGAUGAACUUCAUUGCUAUGAAACUGACCACAGUGAUGCCCUG